Podospora pseudocomata is the source of this 1065-nucleotide messenger RNA. RefSeq lists its product as uncharacterized. Lineage: Eukaryota; Fungi; Ascomycota; Sordariomycetes; Sordariales; Podosporaceae. The record is from RefSeq and is a predicted model, not a curated record. The transcript is spliced from 2 exons. The coding region runs from base 1 to 1065 and encodes 354 amino acids.
AUGGCUGUUUUCUAUCUUAUUUGCCUACUUCUUUUCCAACCAGCGGCAUCUCAAAGCCUAAAGAGCCUUGCCGGGUACUUUUCUUCUCUUUCGUUGAUCAAAUGCCCUGUUCGCUGUGACGACUCCGGUCCCUCCCAGAAUUGGACUCGUUACCACGCCGUGGAUCAGCUUACGACUUGCGACAAGCCACCACAUCUCAGCUUUGCGUUCAGCUCAUCAAGCCCCAACGUUGACAACCAGGACAAUAUCACCAUACCUUUCGUGGUCCUCAGUUGCUCCACCAAUAAAGGGCACUUGGUCCUUGAUGAGCAGUCGAAGGUGUUCGACAGCUUGACCAAAAAAGGCGCCAAGAACAGCACCGCCAACAUCGAGAUAUUCUCAGAAUCUGUUUCAGACCUUCAAAUUCCUGGCCAGAAGUUCGCAGUCAUCAGAGAGAUCCAGGCAUCUCUUCUCUUCAACACCAGCGCAGCAACGGAACAUUUUGACGGCAGCAUUAAACUUGUGUCAAUUAUGGAGACACCAUAUUGGCUAGAAGAGUUCAUAGCUCUCGUCCAGGACCGCGACGACAAAACAUUGACUGGUCUCCAGCUUUGUGGGGCUAACCGCACCGUACAAUACACCAUGGGAGUCUUUCUCGACAUCACCGCUGAUGUGGCACUGAGGCUCUUCAGGGUACAGCAUGCACUCGAGGCCUGGUCCUUGUCGCAUUGUGUCGUGGGACUUGGUCAACGGGAGUCACUCAAACCUUCCACAUUCUGGCUGCGUGAGCCCAGUAGAACAGCCCUUCUCAAUGGUACCAACAGCAUCGGCAACUGGACGACCCCCGUUUCACCAUUCAAUCGCGCUAUGGCAAAGACAUCAUCUCAUGUGGCCGAGUGCCGGACGAUCCAAGUUGCCUCCGGAGAUAGCUGCGCAUCUCUGGCCCAUAAGUGCGGGCUGAAGAACGCCAAUGACAUCACCAAGUUCAAAUCCACAGAAGCACUUUUGUGCCACACUCCGUCCAAGUCAGCACAUUUGCUGCUCGGUUGGUACACUGCCCGACGUUCGACCAAAGCCUACGCCUGA